UUGUCUGCCCUGAGGAUAUCACAGUUACUCACAGGAUGUGUCAGAACAAGUUCUUCGAAGACAGUUAACAUGCAGAUGAUCAGCCUAACACUCAGAACCAUUUUCUGCAGCAGAGAGGACACAACCGGCAGCUCGUGCAAUUGGUGUUUUGGCCUAGCAGCGACAGCGAUAUAAGGAUUUACUUUGGAGAUCUGCAGCGAUGAGCUCAAUCAAAGUUGCCAAGUAAGCACACACUUGCCUGAAUCAGGAAGGUUAACAUGAAGGAAGCAUUCAAACUUACACCGAUACCAGGUGUCGAUAAAGGAGCCGAUCAAAAUGGAGAUGAGACAAAAAAAGAAAAAGCACUGAGCGUUGGAUUCUUUCAGCUGUUCCAGUUCGCCAACACGAAAGAAAUCGCUAUGAUGGUGGUGGGGAGUUUCUGUGCCUUCGUACAUGGCACGGCGCCAUCUCUCAUGCUCCUAGUGUACGGUGUUAUGACGGACUCGUUUGUGAAUCAUGAACUUGUGGUCCAAGAGCUCAAAGAUCCAAACAAGAUGUGCGAAAACAGCACCAUUUAUUGGAUCAAUGGCUCAGUUUAUGAAAAAGCUGAAACCACCACUUUCUGUGGGACGGAUAUUGAAGCAGAGAUUACCAUACUUGCAUAUUACUAUCUUGGACUUGGAAUGGUAGCUAUGAUUUCUACUUAUUUGCAAAUUACGUUGUGGGUGUCCGCAGCCGCGAGUCAGACUGACAGAAUCCGAAAGACUUAUUUCCGAAAAGUCAUGCAAAUGGAGAUUGGAUGGUUCGACUGCACCUCUGCUGGCGAACUGAACAGUAGUAUCACUGAUGACAUGUACAAGAUCAACACUGCCAUGGCUGACCAGGUGUCGAUCUUCAUUCAGAGGAUUUCCACGUUUCUGUCUGGCAUCAUGGUUGGAUUCAUUGGGGGCUGGAAGCUGACUUUGGUGGUCCUAGCUGCGAGCCCAUUGAUUUGUCUCGGUGCCGGACUCUUGGCUAUGGCUCUGACCCAGCUGACCGAAAAAGGGCUGAAGGCCUACGCAAAAGCAGGGGGAGUGGCUAAUGAGGCCCUGUCCUCCAUCAGAACAGUAGCAGCCUUUGGUGGUGAAGAAAAAGAAGCAGAGAGGUACGACAGAAACCUUGUGGAAGCUCAGAGAUUGGGUUUGAGAAAGGGCAUGAUCCUGGGACUGUUUCGGGGAUACUUGUGGUGCAUAAUUUUCCUCACUUACGCUCUGGCCUUUUGGUAUGGAUCCCAAUUGGUCAUCGUGACCAAGGAGAUGACCCCUGGUAGCCUUAUCCAGGUAUUUUUUGCAGUGCUUAUGGGAGCUUUAAACCUGGGUCAGGCAUCACCUUGCCUGGAAGCCUUUGCUUCUGGUCGAGCAGCGGCAAAGAGCAUCUUCGAUACAAUUGAGAGGGAACCAAAAAUUGAUUGUUUCUCCGAUGAGGGUCACAUAUUAGACAAAGUGAAAGGUGACAUCGAGUUCCACAAUGUUACUUUCUUCUACCCGUCCCGGCCCGAAGCCAAGAUUUUAAAUAAUCUGAGCAUGCAGGUCAAAGAAGGAGAAACCACAGCUUUUGUUGGGCCGAGUGGAUCUGGAAAGAGCACGGCAAUCCAGCUCAUCCAGAGGUUUUAUGACCCAGAUGAAGGAAUGGUGACGUUGGACGGUCACGACAUCCGCACUUUAAACAUCAAGUGGGUCCGCUCCCUCAUUGGUAUUGUAGAGCAGGAGCCGGUGCUGUUUGCUACAACCAUAGCUGAAAAUAUCCGCUUUGGUAAACCAGGAGCCACCAUGGAAGACAUCAUCCAUGCAACAAAAGAGGCCAAUGCCUAUAAUUUUAUAAUGGCGCUGCCCCAGAGAUUUGACACUUUUGUGGGUGACGGUGGAGGCCAGAUGAGUGGAGGCCAGAAACAGAGGAUCGCUUUAGCUCGAGCUUUGAUCCGAAACCCUAAGAUCCUUCUGCUGGACAUGGCCACGUCCGCUCUAGACAAUGAGAGUGAAGCUGUUGUCCAGGAAGCACUUGAUAAGGUGCGCAUGGGCAGAACAACAAUUUCUGUAGCCCACCGUCUUUCGACGAUUAAAAAUGUAGAAGUCAUCGUUGGCUUUGAGCACGGGCAUGUAGUGGAGAGAGGAACGCACAGUGAGCUGCUGGAAAAGAAAGGUGUUUACUUCACCCUGGUCACCCUGCAGACCCAAGGCACAUCCAGCCAAACGAAUGAUGAAGUCAGUCCUGCUCAGAGAGAGGAAGUUGAUGUGAAAAUGAGGAGUGGCAGCUGCAGGUCCAAUAAAAGGAAUUCUGUUCGUCUACGGUCUCACAGCACUCUGUCAAGCCAUGAUAUCCCUGAUGCUGUAUUAGGCAGCCUCAGGAUAUUUCCCAGCAUGGAGAUUGAAACAGAAUAUAGAGAUGAGAAUGAGGAUGAUGACGAUGAAAAAGUGGAGCCUGCCCCAGUUGCGCGUGUCCUUAAGUACAACCAACCAGAAUGGCCCUACCUGCUGUUGGGCUCGCUGGGAGCUCUUGUCAAUGGCUCCGUCCUCCCAAUCUACGCUAUCUUGUUAAGCGAAAUUAUCGGUACUUUUUCCAUUCCCGACCCGAAUAAACAGAGCCAAAUAAUCACCGGGAUAUGUGUUCUGUUUUUCAUUAUCGCUGUGGCUAGUUUCCUUUCACACUUUACACAGACAUAUGCUUUCUCCAAGUCCGGAGAGCUGUUGACCCGUCGUUUGAGGAAAGUGGCCUUCCAGACCAUGUUGAGACAAGAGAUCGGCUGGUUUGAUGACCCUAGAAAUAACCCAGGAACUCUGACAACCAGACUAGCCACUGAUGCAUCCAUGGUCCAGGGAGCAGCGGGUCCUCAGAUUGGCAUGGUCAUUUACUCAUUGACUAGCAUGGGAGCAUCUAUUAUCAUUGCUUUUUACUUCAGUUGGAAGUUAGCUCUGGUAAUCCUGUGCUUCCUGCCUUUUAUUGGGCUGUCUGGAGCAUUGCAAGCCAAACUUCUGACGGGUUUUGCAAAUCAAGAUAUGAAGUCCAUGGAAGCAGCAGGGCAGGUGUCCAGUGAAGCUCUUAACAACAUCAGGACCAUUGCAGGCUUGGCCAAAGAGAGCUUGUUUGUGGAAUCAUAUGAGAAGGCAUUGGAGCCUCCAUUUAAAUCUGCCAUAAAGAGUGGCCAAAUCUAUGGCCUCUGUUAUGGAUUUUCUGAGUGUGUCAUCUUCCUGUCGAAUGCUGCUUCCUUUAGAUAUGGGGGCUAUCUGGUUGUCUCUGAGGGUUUAUCCACUGAGACAGUUUUCAGAGUGAUUUCAUCAAUAAUUAUCAGUGCGCAGGCAUUUGGCAGAUGUGCCACCUAUGCUCCAGAUUAUACCAAAGCCAAAAUCGCUGCAGCUCAGUUUUUCAAAAUUUUGGACAGAGUUCCAAAAAUCAGCUUGAGUCCCAAGAACGGAGAGAAAUGGGACAACUUCAGAGGUGAAAUUGAGUUCCUCGACUGCAAGUUCACUUAUCCAACACGGCCAGAUAUCCAGGUUUUGAAAGGGCUGGUUGUGUCGGUGAAGCCUGGUCAGACUUUGGCUUUUGUCGGGUGCAGCGGCUGCGGUAAAAGCACCAGUAUUCAACUAUUGGAGAGGUUUUAUGACCCAGAUGAGGGACAAGUGAGGAUUGACGGUCGUCUUUCACAUAGAGUCAAUGUGCCGUUCAUAAGAGCUCAGAUUGGCAUGGUGUCCCAGGAGCCGGUACUGUUUGACUGCAGUAUAGCAGAGAAUAUACAGUAUGGAGAUAACACGCGCAUCGUCAGCAUGGAGGAGAUUGUAGAAGCUGCUAAGAAAGCCUUCCUUCAUGACUUUGUAAUGACAUUACCCAAUAAAUACGAAACUCAGGUUGGUACUCAGGGCUCCCAACUGGCAAGAGGAGAAAAACAGCGAAUUGCCAUCGCCCGGGCCAUUGUCAGGAAGCCCAAGAUCCUGCUCUUGGAUGAGGCGACCUCUGCACUGGACACAGAGAGCGAAAAGAUUGUCCAGUCUGCUCUGGAUGAGGCGAGAAAAGGACGAACCUGCAUCAUCAUCGCUCACAAGCUCUCUACCAUCCAGUGUGCUGACGCCAUCGCAGUGAUGUCACAAGGAGUCGUCAUAGAGCUCGGCACACAUGAUGAACUCAUGGCCAGGAGGGGCGCCUAUCAUAAACUGGUCACAACCGGCACUCCUAUCAGCUAGGCCCCUUGAGCCACGUUUGAUGAGCAUUGAUUUUUAAAUAUAUGUGUUUGAAAAGGCCUUAGAGUACUUUUAAUUAUUGGCCUGUCAUGUUGAGGUGUCACACUGAAAAAGUCUUCGGUGCACUGACUCAGAAUCAGAACUACUUUUUUGAUCCCAGGUGGAAAGAAUGUUUGUUACAAUGCAAGUAUGGAAAUGGAAGCAUUUAAAUAAAAUAUGUAAAAUAAAAAAAAAAAAAAUGAAAUAUUUACAGCUUCUCCCUGUUGUCACCUCUGAUAACCCUCUUUCUCCUCGUUAAGGAUGGCUUAUUGAGAAGUGUCACAUACAGAGCUGGGCAAUAAAACAAUAUCAAUAACUGUCACAAUAUAAUUGUUCAAUGUAUAUAAAUGUAUUGCUUGUGCAAUGUACAAACACAGUGAGGCAGAAUAAAACAUAAUUGAUCUAUUGAUUUGAAAUUGCUCGAAGAAACUAAGCGAUAUUAACACAGAACAGGACAUACAUACACACAUAUAGAUAGAUAGAUAGAUAGAUAGAUAGAUAGAUAGAUAGAUAGAUAGAUAGAUAGAUAGAUAGAUAGAUAGAUAGAUAGAUAGAUAGAUAGAUAGAUAGAUAGAUAGAUAGAUAGAUAGAGAGAGAGAUAGAGCACAUACAUCAAUGUUAGAGAAAGGUACAUUUCGGACAUGUUGUUGAGUUGAAGUCACGGUGCAGCACAAUCUCAAUGUUUUAUAAACCUGAUAUCUGACAUAAAAUAAAAAUAAAGCAGAGUCUCA
Messenger RNA from Platichthys flesus (European flounder), 4957 nucleotides. Its product is annotated as bile salt export pump-like. The record is from RefSeq and is a predicted model, not a curated record. NCBI's taxonomy places the organism in Eukaryota, Metazoa, Chordata, Actinopteri, Pleuronectiformes, Pleuronectidae. Gene Ontology annotation, molecular function: ATP binding; ATP hydrolysis activity; ABC-type transporter activity. Gene Ontology annotation, biological process: transmembrane transport. The transcript has 28 exons. Bases 258 to 4190 code for a protein of 1310 amino acids. Gene Ontology annotation, cellular component: membrane.